CUCUUCUUAGCCGGCGCUCGUGGCACGAAGCCCCGGCCCGUGGUCUUCUGCACGUCUGCGGCGUGUGCAGCCCCGGUGGCAGGGCCGGAGCAGGGUUAGGAGCAGAGACGGCGGGGCCUAUGGCCAGCCGCAGCAUGAGGGCGGUGGCGCUGGUGGCCGCGGCGGCCGCGAUGACAGGCGGGGUGAUCUAUGCCGUGUGGAGCUACGUGUCCUCCCCGCGCCCCGCGGCCGAGUCAGAGUUGCCCCGACCACAUCUGGGGGAGCCUCGGGCUGCUUCUCCUCCGCAAAUGGGGAGAAAAGAGAAGAAAGAAACGCUUGUGGUGGGGGGAAAAGAGGACAAGAGCAGCACCUCGGCUGUAUCAUCCCAGAAGCAGUCACAGGACAAAGCACAAAAUAAGCAAGUCUUAGUGCUAGGCCUGGAUGGUGCAGGAAAGACCAGCGUCCUGCAUACCUUAGCUACAAAUAAAGUCCAGCAUAGCAUUGCUCCCACUCAGGGCUUCAAUGCAGUGUGCAUCAACAGUGGAGAUAUGCAGAUGGAAUUCCUGGAGAUUGGUGGCAGUGAGCCUUUCCGUUCUUAUUGGAAGAUGUAUCUCUCCAAAGUAUUGGUAUUGAUUUUUGUGGUGGACUCAGCAGAUCACGGACGAUUACCUGAUGCCAAAGAGCAUCUUCAUCAAUUGAUCCAGAAAGAUCCGGCCCUUCCUCUAGUGGUUUUUGCAAAUAAACAGGAUCUUGAAGACGCAUAUUGUAUCACAGAUAUUCAUGAGGCUUUGGGAUUAUCUGAGAUUGGAGAUGAUAGAAAGUUGUUCCUCUUUGGAACCCACGUAACCAAGAAUGGCUCAGAAAUCCCCUCCAGUAUGCAGGAUGCUCGAGAACUGAUUGCCCAGCUGGUUUUAGAAGCUAAGUGACCAGUAUCCUCCGGUGCCUGUCGGCCCUUAUAACCAGAGAAUGUUGUGUUGCAAGCUUGAAGCCAAAAAGGUUUUUACUUUUAAACAGAAGACAAAGCUUAUCCUAUUUUCUUCACAGCACAUGGAACUUAGAUGACUAAGAUGUUAAUUUAUUUAAAGCAUCUAUUUUAAUUAGAUACUAACAUAUUUAAUAUAUAUUAUAUUUUUGAAACUGUUCUUAGAAGCCUUGUGUUUUUGUUAAGCAGAAUUAAAAUGUACAUGAAAAAAAUGAAUUUUCUGCCCAGUUGAGAAAUACUUCAAGAAUCUGUAAUUUUGUGACUGUGGAUACUCCCUCCACCAAAACAUUGCAUUCACUGUCUGGCUUGGAAGAUUGUCUUCCUUUUUCAUUGGGCUGGGUCAUUGAGUUUGUUAUUGAACCUGUACUUGAAGCUUUUCCAGCUGGUUAAGAUUUGCCUGACUUGGUCCUCUCUUGGCAGAACCUUCAAGAACCCAAGGUCACCUUCAUACCAUGAUGGAGAAUCAUAAUAAGACUUUAAUCAAAACCUUAGGAAAUAUAUAAUAAUUUUGAAAAUCAGAAUAGUUCAUUAAGACAGGGCCAAGCAAAUGGAGAUAGAAAAAUAAAUGGGAAUUUUUUAAAAAUGUAUUUUAUUUUUUCAAUUAACAAGUAUUCUUCUUUUUCUCUACCUGUCUCCAAUUUAGAAGAAAAACAGAACCCUUGUAACAAAUAUCCAUAGUUAAGUAAAACAAAUCCCCAACUUGUUCAUGUCUAAAAAUUAAACAUAGAAUUCUGGAUUGCAGUUUAAAAUUUAAAAGAAAUACCUUUUAAGAUGAAACUGGGCAAUAAAAAUUAUGGGAUUUAUUUUGGGAUUUUGUUUUCAAUUUUUACAUUUUCCCUUUUAUAUAACAUUUGUUUUUAGCUUUGUUUAGAAAACAUUGUAAAUAGAUACAUAUGAUGAGACUGUUCAUUGCACUUGCCUAAAAACAUAAUUGUUUAAAAUUAAAUCUUUAACCUAAGCUGCUUGUCUGACUACCUUUUUUUUUCUUUGUUUUACAGAUUUGAAAAGUGGGUUAUAGCUCUAACAUGGAGAUACUGAUGCAGAAUUUUUCCUUCUGUAAUUUGAGACCUGCAGUAAAACAUGAAACCCAAAGAUAAUGAAAGUAGUUAAACCCUUUCAACUUAAAUUAUAUCCUUCUCCUGAUUUCCCUCUCUUGUUUUUAUUUCUGAGUUAAUAUUUUAUUGAUGCCUUCUGUGUUUACAUGUCAUUCCCUAUGAGCCUUCUCUUGUAACAAAGAAACAGUUAAGCAAAACCAACCAGCACAGUGACUGUGCUUGACAAUAGCCUGCAUUUGC
This is a messenger RNA of Trichosurus vulpecula (common brushtail), 2256 nucleotides long. It is a transcript of the gene ARL9, whose product is annotated as ADP ribosylation factor like GTPase 9. Gene Ontology annotation, molecular function: GTPase activity; GTP binding. The transcript has 4 exons. The record is from RefSeq and is a predicted model, not a curated record. Bases 120 to 905 code for a protein of 261 amino acids. NCBI's taxonomy places the organism in Eukaryota, Metazoa, Chordata, Mammalia, Diprotodontia, Phalangeridae.